GAAAUAGUAUUUAAUGUUAAAAUAACAACGUUAAAAGAUACUUUACUGAAUAUACCAAACUUUAUAAAGAUAACAAUUCAUAAAGUUCGUUGCAGAUCGUUGAGAACGAAAGCGAAUUUUAACAUCUGCACUUAGUAUAGAACUCAUCAGUAGACCAGGUGCGAUGAGGUGCCGACCAAUGAUUACUUUGCUUUCCGUCCACGUGACCCAAACGGUCAUCCAUUUUGUACUUCCAGCCAGUGGGCAUCGAAUAGUUCACAUUCUUCGGUGCAUUGCCACAGAUGGGAGGCUUUUAAACUCUUAUCCUAUUUCGACUGUGUAAGGGUAACCGUUGAAAAAUUCCAAAAAAAAAUCGGCCUAUAUUAGCUCGUACUGACAAAUCCCGUAAAUUAAAAAAAAAAAAAAAAAAGGCGGAAUGCAGGCUUUGUCCCGUCGGAUCGUAAUGGAAAAACAUUUUUAAAAGUUCGACCUCCACUUUUUACCGUAUUCAGGAUGCCUUAUUUAUUACAUAAGGAAUACACUUAAUGUCGCCAGUAAUAUCUAACAAAAUGCAUCAACACAGAAGACGAAAGAAGCGUCCGAGUUACGGAGUGAGGACGGUGGAGAUCGUGCGGGGAAAGAACGGAUUCGGAUUCACCAUUUCCGGACAGGCCCCCUGCAUACUGAGUUGUAUAGUUAGCAACAGUCCGGCCGAGAAAGCCGGACUCAGACCCGGAGAUUUUCUGAUAGCCGUGAACGGACAGAAUGUUUCCAAAGUUCCUCACGACGAUGUGGUGAGACUGAUUGGAAGUUCAACCGGAUUGCUUAAGCUGCAGAUUGCGGAAAAUUACUAUUCGGAUUCUUCCGAGGAGGAAUUUGUCACCGUUGCCAGAAGCCGUCCGAAAUAUCCCCACAGAAUGAGAAACAGACAGCAGUUGAAUGUUUGUCGUGCUGAGAAGGUCGUUCACGAUCUUCAGACUGGUGCCUUGUUUGUGGAUCAUAUUCAGGGAAGUAAAGUUGAAGCCGAAAUACAUAAACGGUCUCGGGACCAGAAGUGUCCAUCCGCGGAAACGUUACUGCCAUUAACCGGCCGAUCGAAUAAGGCUCUGUUAGAUUUAAUUUUACAACAAAGAUUACAAGAAACGAACAAUAGAGUUACUUCUGCUAAGCCGUCCAAUAGAGAGAAUGCUCAUAUUUUAAAACAGAAACAACAAGUAAACAUUGUGAAAAAAAAGGAACAAAAACAACAUAAAAAUCGAAAUCAUAGUGUUCAUAUAAAUUCUCCUUGUUCUACUAACGAAGUAUUUAAUUCAAUUUUUACCGAGCAGGAUUUAAAUGACAUUCUCUAUCCGUCAAAUUUCUUCCGUCAAGUACAAAAUGAAGAAAAUGAAGAACCAAAUGAUUCGGUGAUCUUAAAAGCAGUUGUCGGUUACUUGGGAACAAUUGAAAUGCCCAAAGAGCCACAACUUCCGAGUUCACGUUUGCAAACAAUAAGAAGUUGUAUUAGAAGACUUCGUAUUGAAAAGAAAGUUCACACUUUAGUGUUACUUUGUGUUUAUCCCGAAAGUGUUGUGCUUACUAAUCCACAUGGAUUGACCUUAGCAGAGUUUCCGGCAGAAAAAAUAACAUUUAGUGGUGUUUAUGCCGACGAUAAGAAAUUUUUUGGAUUAGUGACCAGUCAUGGAACAAGUAGUGAUGAAAUGAGUGAAGGAAGUCACGAAGGACCAGUAUCUGUUAGCAGUUCAUGUCAUGUUUUUAUGGUUGACACUAAAUUAUUGCUUCAUCAUCAACAUAUUAAGCGUGCCAAAGCAUUUCGGAUAAGUUGCACACCAGAUCCUGUAACUAAUAAAUGCAGAGAAUUUCCAGAAUCUGCAGAUUCGAUUCUUCAAGCUAUAGUAAGUUUAUAUAGAAAUAGAUUGGCAAUCAGUGUUGAUGCUGCAUCGGGAAUGGUUGAUUUUCAUCUUCACAUGUCACCUCAACCUAGUAAUACCAGCAGCAAUAGUAGCAAUAGCGACAGUGGUAUUGGAUUCCGAGAUGAAGGUAAUCAUAGCGAUAGAGUGUUUGUAGUGGAUAUGGAUCAUUCGCAUCCAUACAGCAUGAACAGCUUAGACAGACAAGUAUUAUCACUACCAAAUUACGAUUGCUCUCUUCGGAUGUUCGCACUGUCGCACGACACCAACGUUGCGACGAGUAGCAACGCGGCCGACGAUGGUAAAUUGGACCGCUUAACGGUGCGUGCCAUGCCGGAUCCAGUUGGUCUACAUAGGGCCAACAAUUCGUACAAUACAGAGAGGCUAGACGCGCAAUGCAACGCGAGCAAACUCCGUCAGACGGCGCAUAAGUUCUUACAACUGUCGACGGAUCGACCUCCCUCCAACAGGCAAUCGGCCACCUCCGACGUCCUCAAGUACAAGCUCAGUCCGAAGGUGUACGGUUUGGCUGCACCCACAGGUUGCAGACGAGAGACCAUGACCGAAUUGGUAAAAAACUUCUCCAAUAAAGAUGAAGAUGGAGGGAGUCAAGAUGUUCAUCCUCCCAUUCAGGACGACGAUUCCGAGUCUGAUGCCGGAUAUAAGGUAAGAGAUUUUUCAUUCCUAUCUUCUCUCUCUCGCGAUAACACCUGUUGCUUCGCUCUGCAGGUGAUUCUCGAACCAUGUAAUCAUAGCGAUAGAGUGUUUGUAGUGGAUAUGGAUCAUUCGCAUCCAUACAGCAUGAACAGCUUAGACAGACAAGUAUUAUCACUACCAAAUUACGAUUGCUCUCUUCGGAUGUUCGCACUGUCGCACGACACCAACGUUGCGACGAGUAGCAACGCGGCCGACGAUGGUAAAUUGGACCGCUUAACGGUGCGUGCCAUGCCGGAUCCAGUUGGUCUACAUAGGGCCAACAAUUCGUACAAUACAGAGAGGCUAGACGCGCAAUGCAACGCGAGCAAACUCCGUCAGACGGCGCAUAAGUUCUUACAACUGUCGACGGAUCGACCUCCCUCCAACAGGCAAUCGGCCACCUCCGACGUCCUCAAGUACAAGCUCAGUCCGAAGGUGUACGGUUUGGCUGCACCCACAGGUUGCAGACGAGAGACCAUGACCGAAUUGGUAAAAAACUUCUCCAAUAAAGAUGAAGAUGGAGGGAGUCAAGAUGUUCAUCCUCCCAUUCAGGACGACGAUUCCGAGUCUGAUGCCGGAUAUAAGGUGGAACGAGGACUGGAAACUGCUAAAAAAUGGGCAAGAACAUCGUCCCUUCGUAGACAUCUUGGCAGAAAAAGAAGUCUGCAUCAAAGUCCACAUGAGGCUGGUACUGUAUCUGAUGGAGAAUUAGCAAAUGGAAAGUUAUCAACUUCAAGUAGUAUGCUUGGCCUUGAUCGAGCCAGUGAUACUGCAUCAAUUCGAAGAAGUAGUUGCAAUAAUGAAAGACCAGUUGAUGUUGGAAGAGUUGGAAGUUGGGCAGCUGGCUUUGAUAAACUUUUGGAAGAUCCAAUAGGACUUUAUACUUUCACAGAAUUUCUAAAACUGGAAUUUAGUCAAGAAAAUAUUAUGUUUUGGAUGUCUUGUGAACAAUAUAAUCAACUUACUGAUCAAAAUGAGAUGAAACAAAUGGCUAAUGAAAUUUUUAAGAAUCAUUUAUGUAUUGGUGCAUCAGAACCAGUAAAUGUAGAUAGUCAUGCUCGUCAGGUAGCCCAAGAAGGCUUGGAAAAUCCAACACGUGAUCUUUUCAUUCCAGCUCAAACACAAAUAUUCAAUCUAAUGAAAUUUGACUGCUAUCAAAGAUUUUUGAAAUCUCAAAUGUUUAAAGACUGUAUGAUGAAAGAAAUGCAAGGACAACCAUUACCUUAUCAACCGGAUGAAGGACCAGAAGAAGACACUAAGGAUAAAGUAAGAGUUAAACAAAAAGGAAAAGAAAAGAAGGAAGAAGGAGAAGAUAAAAAAAGGAAAUCGUUAAUACCUUGGCAUAGAUUGAGCAAAACUAAAACUGCGGAUGUAAAAAUUGUAACUGCUAAAUUUGGAGAUCGAAAUUCAGACUUAAGAAAAUCAUCUAAAAAGAAAAAGAAAGACCUUAUCAAAAAUGAAGAUGCAAGUUCUACGCGUUCUGAUAUGACAGAUAGUCAUUCUUCGUUAACAGGAAGCGAAUUAGGAUUAAUAUCAAAACACAUACCAUCUAGAGAGUCUUUGAACUCUGCUGAAUUGGCAUUGUUCCCUGGCCAAGGUGGAAAAGAUGGAUACUUUUUAUGUCGCGUGAUUUUGUCUGAUUCCUCUACUGCUGUUGUGAAGACUCAAUCAGGUGAAACAAUUGGUGAAAUGCUGCAAAGGAUUCUGGAACGUCGUGGUCUUGCUUACACAGCCCUUGAGGCAUAUAUAGUAGGAUCAGAACAGGUCAGCAGUCACCUGUUAUAAUUAAUAAGACAUUUUUUGGCUUAAAUAUAUGCCAAAAAUUGUUUUACAUUUCUUUCCAGAAUAAUCUUAUUUUUAAUAGAAUUGCCUAAUAAAAAGACCAUUGGUGUUCGAGCAAAACCAGAUAAAUUAUGUAGUGAGGUUAUCAAGCCAAUUCUUCAGAAACAUGGAUAUAAAAUUGAUCAAGUUGUAAUGCAUAUUGCAAGCACACAAAAGCAACUUCCCUUUAGUGUCCCUAUCACAGUUUUAGAUAGUGAACGGGUUAUUUUACAAACCAAAGAAGAUUUUGCAGAAUGGGGUCUUGCUGGUCAAGACAAAGUUCGAACAAAUGCUAUUCUUUCUAGAAACUCUCAGCUUUCAUCAGAUUUAGAGGAAAUUACUAAUCAAAUAUUUGAAGCUGUCAUGAAGGGUAAAAGUCAGAUACAUUUUGAUGAACUUGGUACAGUUGAUUUAGAUUGUCACAAGCCAAAAAGAGUUCAGCAAACUGAUGAUAAAACAGAAAUGAAAACUUCUACUUCAAGUAAUUCUUUUAUGGGACUGGUGCGUCGGAAUUCUGUUCAUGUUGACAGUGAUAGCCUGAAUAGAAAUAAAACUAAGUUACCAUUUGCAAACAGAGCAUCAGUUCAUGAAAGUAUGGGACUUAGAACGCAAUUACCAAAUCCAGAUAAAUUUCUCUUUACUCAAACUGAAGAAAGUAGUGAUAAAGGUGAUUUGAAAGAUAAUUCUGAUGUAAAAAUAAUUUCAGAUUUAUUAGAAGUUUGGAACAGAGCUCAACGCAGUCGGCUGGACGAUCAAAGAGGAACAGAAAUAAAUUUUGAAUUACCAGAAUUUCUUAAAAAUAAAUCUGAUCAUCCUAACGGUAAAGAAAAUUGUUUGAACAUGGGUAAUCGAUUAUCAGUUGAUGCCAGAAUUGGAGAAACAGUUAAUAAUAGUAAAAUUGUAUCAAAAGAAAAGAAUAUUUCACAGCUUCCAUUUUCAAGUAUUCAAAAAGAAUUAGGCAUAUCCAGUUCAAUGCAUUGUCUGGAUCAUGGAUUUAGUCAAGAUACAAUAUUUCCAACACAUCAGCAAGCUGAAAAAUAUUUUUCAUCAACAUUUGAUUAUCACCCUUGUUUUGGAUAUGGUGACAUUAAAUCAUCUGAGAAAUAUCUAUUGAAUUUGGGUAUUUCACAAACAUCCAAAAGUGAGAUGAAAAAUAGACCAGUUCCUCCACCUCCAGGACAUAAAUUUCAUUCACGUCCCACAUCUCAUUCUCUUCCUUGUCUUCCACCUCAUAUUUGUCCUACAACAAGAAGUCUUUCACUUCAUUCUCAAGAUCUUGCUGCUUCCAGGGCAUCUCCUGCACGAAGUUUGGAUGAUCCAAUUCUUGAUGGUAUUGAAGAUUUAGACAUAGAUUUAGAUGUCACAUUAAAAGCACAGUCUUCUGAAUGUAAUGAUACUCUUACACCAUCAAAAAUUCCAAUGCCACCAGAUUCUAACACAUCUCUUCAUGUAGAAGAAGCUAAUUUUACUCCACCUUCUCCAUUAAAUGUUUCAGGAAAUGAUAUAUUACACAAAAAUGAAAUAUUCCUUCCUCCACAACCUCCUCUUCGUAAAUUAUUAUGCGAACCUCCUCCAAUUCCACCAAAAGCUCAGUCUAGGGGCCCUCCACCAAGGCCACCAAGCAGGCAGCUCAUUAACAUAAAUCCAAGUUAUACUCAGACAUCAGAUGAAGAUCAUAUAGAAGAAGACAGAACUGUCACAGAGAGGAUUGCAAAAUCUGAAGGAAUUCAGCAGAAGAGGUCAUCAAAAUGUGGCUAUGUAGACAGAGGUGGACCAAAUAAUUUUAAUAUUAGUUUUGUUUAAAUGUUUAUUAGGGCCCAGCAAAAACAAGACAGUUUGCAUUAAAUUGCAAUUAAGAAUAUAAAUGACAAUCAACUGCAGCUUAUUUACUUAAAUUGGAAAUUAGAGCUUGUUUCUUACUUGAUUAACAAGUAAAUUUUAUUAAUAUAAAAAAUAAUAAAUUAAAAAAAAGAUUGGAAGUUAUAUACACUGUUUGAUGUUAAACAUUACUGAAAUUUUGUAAUUUAUAAAUAUUAUUUGAUUUCUAUAUUUUUACUACAGAAUAUACUUUUUACUUGAAUUUACGAGGAUUAUUUUUUUUCAAUCUCCACUGACCCAGAAUAAAAAAACAAGAAUGCAGAACAAAACCACUUUAUUUGUAGAAUGUAGUUACAGUAUUCACCUAUUUUUCCACAUAAUUGCCUUGUCGAUUCAGGCAGACAUCAUACCGUGACACCAGCUUUUGUAUACUCAUGUCGAAGAAUGUUGCCUCCAAGGCCAUUCAGCCAACCUUUAACACUGUCAGUCAGUGGUGUACAGUGUGGACUUUGAAAUUUGAGGAAACUCUUCACUGAACUCAAAAAACGUGAACCAACUACUUUCUCACACCAAUUGAUCCACUUUGUCCACCAAAUCGUCAGUCAUCACACACUUCCUCCCUUGACCACCCUCAUCAUGAAUGUUGUCAUGUCCUUGUUUGAAUUUCCUGCACCAUUCACGCACACAUCUGUAGCUCAUGAGGUUCUUACCAUACACAAUACACAUCCUUCAAUGAAUUUCACCUCCAUUCAGCCCUUCGGCCUGUAGAAAUUGAAUUACUGCUCGUACUUCACAGUUGGCAGGAGACUGGAUUGGCAGCAUCAUGUUUACGUGUUUACUGCAGAGUAGCAAAUAUCUAAAAUAGCUUGGCACAAUGCUAAGUGGUGAGGGAAUAUACUACUUACUAGGUGUGCACUCUGUCCCUGUCUCACAUUCUUCCAAUAUUUUUUUUUUAAGUAAAAAUAAGUUUACAUGGCCAACGAUUAUUUAAUAUUAAUAUACUAAAUAUAAAUACAACUUUCUUACAAAGAAAAUUCUUGUUUCAGUCAUUUUUUCGUUGUUCACACCAUCAGCAGUUCAUUAAAACACAAAUACUCAUAUUUGUAUAUUUUUUUUUUUUUUGUAAAUCUUUGUCCGAUGACUAUAAUUUAUGAUUAAUUUUUUUUUGAAGACAAAGUCCUUCCCAAAAAAGAGGAACCACCAUUUAUUAACUUUGUGUUCCAGACAUUACACUUUUGGCAACUGACCUUCCCUUUUAGGCUAUUUGCUGCCAAACAGUCCUUUAAAAAACACAAAUAUAUAUCCAAUUAAAAAUAUAAACAUUUUUAAAAAACAGGAACUGGUGAUGUACGGAAGUCUUCUAUUCUCCAUCAUACCUUCUUGGGGUUGUUUCGGCUUUUAUCUACAAUGAAAUAGGCGCUGGUAAAAUGUAGAUGAGGAAAGCUGACCCCUGGUGACAAUACUUUAAAAUUUUUUUCAUGUGUUUGUGGAGGUUGAAAAAAAAUAACCCUUGUAUAAUGUACUUAUUAUACAUCAUAAAUUCAAGCACAUUUUCGCCUUAAGAAUCAUUCAGGCAGAUAAUUAGGAAUAUACUCAGAAAAGUAAAGUUAUAAAGCAGUCUAAGCCUGCAUUAUAGUAGAUUAGUUAAAUAAUUUCAAACUAUUUAUUAUAUGAUUAUAUAACAACUUAUCUUAUAAAGUAGUGAGUAUUAAACCUAUUUAUCUUGUCUGUUGUAACCAUUUUAUUAUUUUAAAACAAUUUUUCUUUAUUAAACAAAAAUUUUUCAUAAUUUUCUAGUCUAACAUCAGCGACAGUUUAGAUUCAAAGCUUGUUUUGCUGGGUCAUAACAUUUAACAUUUUAGUAGUGAUGUGUACAUAUAUUAUAUUAAGAUUUGGUAAAAUUUGGUUAUAUUAUGUUUGUAAAUAUUCCAAAAACCAUUGUAUAAAGAUUCAGUUUUUAGUCUUUUUUUUCUUUUGACAGUUUUUAAGUCAUCUUAAUAUAAUGCAGCACCUCUUGGGAGCAGCAUGACAAUCUGAGAUUUUUUUCAUAUUUAUAUAAUUCUCACAAAAGUAAUUUUGGUUGAAUGGUUUUUAUAUUUUAUCUUCUUUGUAAGACAAUCUACAUUGUUCAUCAUUUGAGUGACUCAGUGUGUUUCAAUGUAUUUGAAUGUUCUCCAUUUUCUGACAUGCAUGCCACAGAUUUACAUUUUCAAAUCAACAUUUUCUUUUCCUGUGAUAUGUGUAAUAGCAUUUAACUCCUAUACUUAAAUCAAUUAAAUAAGUUUUUGAAUGAAUGAAUUCAUCUUAAUGUUCUUCCAAAGAAAAAUGCACAACUGACAUUUGUAUUUCCCACUUUUACAGUUUUUAAAUAACAUUCUGAUUUUAAUUUAACUUCAAAUUUUAUGGAAGUGUGUUAAUUGUCACAAAUACAAAUUAGUUUUAACUUUAAGAAGAUUAAGAAUUCUGGUUGUGCAUUAAUCUGUCACAAUUUAAAAUCAUAAAAGAGUACAUCUGGUGCUAUUUAUCUCUACUUAAAUUUAAAUUUUUCUUCAGAUUCAUGUCUUAUCAAUUCUUGUUAAUAAAAAUCUUGUUAAGAAUGCACCUGAAAGUAGAAAGAAAUGAAAGCAAAUGUUGUAUUUAAGGGACCAAAUGAAAAAAAGUAUAUUACAUAUAUAGUAUAUAUAUAUAGACAAGUUUAUUUUGCUCUAAAGUUAAUUCAGGGUCAUGUUAGCAAUAAACAAUUGUGUAGGAUAUAUUCAAUAUACACUUCACUCCUUACUGAACUUUAAA
Messenger RNA from Centruroides sculpturatus (bark scorpion), 9014 nucleotides. Its product is annotated as regulator of G-protein signaling loco-like. The record is from RefSeq and is a predicted model, not a curated record. Lineage: Eukaryota; Metazoa; Arthropoda; Arachnida; Scorpiones; Buthidae. Gene Ontology annotation, biological process: signal transduction. Gene Ontology annotation, molecular function: GTPase activator activity; protein binding. The transcript has 16 exons.